ACCAGAGAGGUCUCCUGUCUUUGUCCUCAAUAACCUGUUAUUAUACAGCACAAGAAUCUAGUAAAUGAACAAUUGUUUCAAACAUGAACUCAGCAGUGCUGACUCUGCUGUUCAUAAUAUGCAUCAGUUAUGGUAAAGGAACUCCAGUUAUUGAACCUACUUGGACCAAACUUGUAGGCAAAGGGGAAUCGGUACAGUUCACCUGCUCGGGGAAUGGCACAGGGAAAUGGACAACAUUCACCAAAUCACAAAUGAAACAUGUUAAACUAAUUGGUAACAGCAGUGUUGUGCAAAUUAGCGCAGCCUUAUACAGUGACACUGGGACCUACACAUGUGAGGAAAACCACGGUAAUGCUUCUAAGACAACAUCAGUGCACUUGUUUGUAAAAGAUCCACGGCAAUACUGGUAUGCACCACGUGGAAGAAUCGCUGCUACAGAGUACUCAAAUGUUACUAUAGAUUGCUUGAUAACUGAUCCAUCUAUAUAUCAGGUUUAUCUCAAGAAGAAAGAUAAAAAUAAACAAAAUGUAUCAUUCAGCGAUACAAAAGGAUUUACAAUACAUAAUGUGCAAAAGGAUGAUGAGGGAGCAUACGUUUGUGUAGCCAUGGUGAAUGGCCAGCCCAAGUCUUCAAGCAGCAUAGACCUUAGGGUAAAGGAAGCACCAAAGUAUCCUCCUUCAGUUACUCUGGAAUCUGCAGGUCUAAUCCGAAUACAAGGAGAACCCACCUAUUUCACAUGCCAAGCAACUAGUUACACACCUCUUGAAAUAAAAUGGGAAACACCUGAAAAAAAAGAUGUCAGUGGUGAAGGGCUGGGAGACAAUGUGAUCAACUCUAUUUGGAACACUAACUCCAAACUACGAAUUGCAUCAGUUAAUCUAACUGAUAGUGGAAAUUACACUUGCAUUGGAAAAAAUGGAGCAGGAAACACGAGACGUUCUACAUUUCUCCAAGUUUUAGAAAAGGGCUUUGUAAAACUCUCUACUUUUCAAAACAGCAGUAUUGCAGUGACAGUUGGAAAGAAUUUGGAUCUGCAGGUACAAAUUGACGCGUACCCAAAUCUCACGAAUGCAAUUUGGUUACAUAACCAUCUUGAGAAUAGCACAGCUUCUAAAGGGGAAAUGCUGAUCAUGGGAAGUUACAGGAAUGAGAGCAUACUAAGCCUGAAAAAGUUAAAGGAAAAUGAGAGUGGGAAUUACACCUUUUUGGCCAACAAUUCAGAAGCCACCGCUUCCAUAACCUUUGAAAUAAUUGUGCAAUAUCCACCAAGGGCCAAAAUAAGUUUAGUUUAUUUCACUGAUGAAACAGAACUGAAGUGCAAGGCAUGGGGCAAUCCACUUCCAACAAUUGAAUGGUACCGGUGUCCUAGUCAAGCAUGCACAGAGAACAGGACAGUCCUGUUAACAGGCAACAAGACAACAGUGGAACGUGCAGAAGAAGUGGAAAGUGUUCUAAAGCCUGAAGGGAACCUGGACAAAUAUACCAUUUUCUGUAAAGCUCAUAACUUCCUGGGAUCAGAUUCUGCAGAAACAACAUUGCCGCGUAUAGAAGCGGUGAUGAUGGGACCUCCGUUUCCUAACACAUUAUUCAUAACUGCUAUUGUUGUAGCAGCGCUCCUUCUCCUGCUCUCCAUCUUUCUGUAUUACAAAUACAAACAGAAACCCAAAUAUGAAGUUCGUUGGCAAAUAGUACAAGUUGGUGAAGGCAACCAUUAUACUUGUAUUGAUCCAACUCAGCUACCAUACAACGAGAAAUGGGAAUUUCCGAGAGCUAACCUGCAUUUUGGAAAAACUUUAGGUGCCGGAGCUUUUGGGAAGGUGAUUGAAGCUACAGCUUUUGGGAUGGGCAAAGAUGACUCUGCCCUAAAAGUUGCUGUGAAGAUGUUAAAACCCAGUGCCCAUACCGAUGAGGUUGAAGCUCUCAUGUCAGAGCUGAAGAUUCUGAGUCAUUUAGGUCACCACCAGCACAUUGUCAACCUGCUCGGGGCUUGCACUUCCGGAGGCCCAAUACUUGUGAUUACUGAGUACUGUCAAUAUGGAGACUUGCUGAAUUUUCUGAGGAAGAAAGCGGAUGCUAUGAAUGACCUUUUCAUAGUAUCUAGUGAUUACAAAAAUAUGUCCAUGGAAACAGAAAGAUUUUUCAUUUUUAGUGACAGUGGAUUUUCAAGUCAGGACCUGAAUAAUUAUAUUGAAAUGAAACCUGUCUCUAGGAACUCCAAUUCAAUUCCAGAUGAUUCUUUCUCUGAGGAAGUAGACACAGAAGAUAAUUUGCCUCUGGAUCUUUAUGACCUUCUACAUUUUUCCCUUCAAGUUGCUCAGGGAAUGUCAUUUUUAGCAUCCAAAAGUUGUAUUCAUCGUGAUGUUGCAGCGAGGAAUGUCCUGGUUACACAAGGACGUAUUGCCAAGAUCUGCGACUUUGGCCUGGCCAGAGACAUUGAAAAUGACUCUAAUUAUGUUGUCAAAGGCAAUGCUCGUCUACCAGUAAAGUGGAUGGCUCCUGAAAGCAUCUUUGAUUGUAUCUACACAGUACAGAGUGAUGUGUGGUCUUAUGGAAUACUGCUAUGGGAGAUCUUUUCACUUGGCAGAAGUCCUUAUCCUGGCAUUCUUGUCAAUCGAAAGUUUUACAAGCUGAUAAAGGAGGGCUACAAGAUGGAUUGUCCAAACUACUCUCCAUUAGAUGUAUAUCGCAUAAUGAAAGCUUGCUGGAAUUUGGAGCCUACACGGCGCCCAACGUUUAAUGAGAUCAGCUGUCUCAUAAAUAAGCAAAUGAGCAUGAUCAAAGAACAGGACUAUGCCAAUAUCUCACAGACAGAGGAAGAACAGGAGUGUCAGGAUACAAAGUGUGAAGCAGAGCACAAACUCAUUGUGGGAAAUAAUUACCAGUUUUGUUAGCCAUUUUACGAUCUAACAAAUCAUGGUGAUGUAAACAUCUUUGUUAGUGCUUGAGUUUUACUAUGAUUCUAGUACUUACAAUUCAGGGCAUUAUAUACUAUACAUUAAGCUAAUCAAGAUAUAUGUAUAUACUCUCACUACCCUGUAUUACUGAGAGUUGUAUAUAUAAAUGUAGCAGUAAAGUCACACCCACUGGAAAUGUAUUGUUUAUAUCCUACUGUUUUUUCACAUUUUGUAAAAAUGUUUUGAUUUCCCGACUGACAUAAUUCAUACUGCUGCCUACGGACUCCGACAAAUGGGGUUACCAGUGGAUUUGCUUCAUCUAUCUAGUUGAACAUUCAACAAAAAAAAGAAAAUAGUAAAAUGUUUGAACUUUUGCAGCACUGUAUGUACUGACAUCCAUUUUAAUCUGCUGAGGGGCUUAAGUACGUUCAUCAUACAAAAAGGACUAUUACACUCCAAAAUGUUCCAUCAAGCAUUUGAAAUGAAACAUUUAAACACAUGUUCAUUCUUUGUGACUGAAAAGUAUUGAAAUAAAAGGGGAUUAAAUGUAAACUGAA
This is a messenger RNA of Bombina bombina (fire-bellied toad), 3451 nucleotides long. It is a transcript of the gene CSF1R, whose product is annotated as colony stimulating factor 1 receptor. The transcript has 21 exons. The record is from RefSeq and is a predicted model, not a curated record. Bases 84 to 2891 code for a protein of 935 amino acids. Gene Ontology annotation, molecular function: macrophage colony-stimulating factor receptor activity; cytokine binding; ATP binding. Gene Ontology annotation, cellular component: signaling receptor complex; CSF1-CSF1R complex. Gene Ontology annotation, biological process: cell surface receptor protein tyrosine kinase signaling pathway; cytokine-mediated signaling pathway; protein phosphorylation. Lineage: Eukaryota; Metazoa; Chordata; Amphibia; Anura; Bombinatoridae.